AUGUCUCUCCCGUGGAAACGCCUAAUCCGCUUCAUCGCAACCGACGGCCGCACCCUGCGCGGCGAACCAAUCCUCCCAACACCAACCACAGACCUAGGCCUCAUCACCGAAUCCGACAAGCUGCAAGCGCGCAUCAUUGAAGGCGAAGACAUCUACGACACCACCGGCAAGACGCGAGUCACCGAUGAAAUCGUCUCCGUGAAGACCAUUCUCGGCCCGUUGGCGCAGGCCGAUGUACCGAUUCUCCGAUGUGUUGGGCUGAACUAUGCAAAGCACAUCAAGGAAGCCGGCCGCACCCCGCCCCCUUUUCCAUUCAUCUUCUUCAAGCCGAACACGACAAUCCACGACCACGGCGCGCCAGUCGUGAUUCCCAAGAUUGCUCAGGAUGAGCAGGCAGAUUACGAGGGCGAGCUGUGCCUGGUAAUCGGCACCGACGCCAAGAACGUCUCACCCAAAGACGCCCUCUCCUACGUCGCCGCCUACACAGUCGGCAACGACAUCUCCUCGCGCAAGCUGCAGCGGGAUCCCGCCUUUGCAGGCCGUGUGCCACAGUGGGGAUUCUCCAAGGGGUUUGAUACCUUUGCGCCGCUAGGCCAGUGUCUCGUUGCAGGCAGCGAGAUCGCCGAUCCCAGCACCCUGCAGCUGAAGACAGUUAUUGAUGGGGACGUGAGACAGGAGGAGGGCGUAGCGGAUUUGUUAUUUGAUUGUGCGUAUAUUGUGUCGUAUUUGUCACAGGGUACGACGUUGCAGAAGGGCAGUGUGAUCAUGACGGGGACGCCGGGUGGUGUUGGCGCUGGCCUGAAUCCGCCUAGGUAUCUCGUUCCGGGAACGCAGAUGGAUGUUUCGAUUAGUGGGAUUGGGACUUUGCGGAAUAAUGUGGUUUUUGAGUAG
This is a messenger RNA of Penicillium paradoxum, 891 nucleotides long. RefSeq names its product fumarylacetoacetate hydrolase family protein. The coding region runs from base 1 to 891 and encodes 296 amino acids. The record is from RefSeq and is a predicted model, not a curated record. Gene Ontology annotation, molecular function: catalytic activity. The transcript has 4 exons. Lineage: Eukaryota; Fungi; Ascomycota; Eurotiomycetes; Eurotiales; Aspergillaceae.